GCCCCAGCCCCCUUUUGUGGACUUAGGACCCAGGAGUCCAAGCUCUGCUCUCUCCAUUUGCUUCUGGACUGGUAGGGGACCCAGGCGUCCGGGCUCUGUCCCUGUUUGGUCACUUAUGGACAGGAGGACCCAGGAGGCCAGGCGCUGAGCCACAGCCCCCCGUUAUGCACUUAGAGAGGACCCAGGAGUCCAGGCUGUGCUCCGCCCCCAUUUACUUUGGACUUACAUAGGAUCCAGGCCUUCAGCCCCAGGCCCCAUUAGGGAUUUCUAGGGGACCCAGGGGUCUGGGUACUGACCCCCCAAACACUUUAUGGACUUACAGAGGACCCAGGAGUCUGGGCUGUGUCCCCCCCAUGUGUCGUUUUGUUUUUGGGGUGCAGGCAUACAGGUUCUGUCCCCCUCCCCAUUAUGGACUUCCAGGGGACCCAGGAGUCUGGGACCUAUCUCCCUCCCCCCCCCCUUUCUGGGGUGGGUUGCAUGUGGGGGGGAGGGGGGGGUGCUGUGUUGUGCUGUGUGUGUGCCCCCCCGUGGGAAUCCAGGUGGCGGGAGGGGGCAUUGCUGUGCAGAGACCAAUACAGGCCGUGCCGCACCCAGUCUCCGGCUCCGCGUGGUUCUUGGGCGGGGACCCAGGCGCCCGCCACCCCCCCCCAACCACGACAUUCCCAGGCUCUGAGCUCACCGCCGGGCUCCAGGCCCAGCAUCCUCAGGGUGGGGACACAGGCAUCCCCUCCGCCCCCCCCCCCAAGGAUCCCAGGCUUCGGGGCUCCCAAACCCCCUACUCCCAUCCCUCCCGCCCCAGGGAAGUCCGGCGUCCAGGCUCACAACGCCCUGCUCCCACCCCAGGGAAGCCAGGCGUCCCGGUGCUCCCCCCACUUCCCCUCUCUAUCAGAGAGCCCAGGCGUCCGGGCUCCCAUCCAACCCCCCCGCAGGGAGCCCAGGCGCCCCGUUCCCAUACAUGGUCAGCGCGGGGCCCGGCCGGGAAGCGGCGUCACGGGCUGGGGGGGCAGGGAGGGAGGGGGGCACCAGGGCUGGGACCCUCCCCCCAACCCCCCAGCCGCCGGGAAGUGGGGACGCGGCGCCGGACAGGGCUAUGGACGACCUGGGUGACAACCUCGGACCUGGCCCCGCCCCCAGGGGGUGACAAAGAGCACCUCUACAGCACGGUGGUGAAGCCGAGGCCACCGGCCCCAUCCCCACCCCCUGCAGCAGUCCUGGCCCCGGGCCUGGGAGAGCUGGACCGGCUCCUGCAGCAGCUCAGCGCCACCCAUGGCUCCAUCGCAGAUGAGAUCCUGGCCCAGUUCCCGCCCAGCCAUGGGCCCGAUGGGGACAAGGAGACGGAGCCUGGAGACGGGGGGUCACCCAGACGGUCUCCUAGCUCCUCCCCUCCGCCCUCGAAGCCUUCGGCCACCUCAGCCACGCUGGAGCUGGACAAGCUCAUGGCCUCCCUCUCCGACUUUCGGGUCCAGAGCAAUCUCCCCGGGGCCCAGCAGGCGGUGGUGACCCCAGCCCCGCCACCUGGUGAGGGGUCGCUGGACUCGAUGCUGGUGCUGCUGCAGUCAGACCUGAGCCGCCAGGGGGUACCCACGGGCGCCAAGGGGCUCUGCGCCUCCUGCCACAAGCCAAUUGCAGGCCAGGUGGUGACAGCACUGGGCUCGCCAUGGCACCCCGAGCACUUCGUGUGCGCGCAGUGCGGCGCGGCGCUCGGCGGCUGCAACUUCUUCGAGAAGGACGGCGCCCCGUACUGUGAGCGCGACUACUUCCAGCGCUUCGCCCCCCGCUGCGCCCGCUGCCACCAGCCUAUCCUGGACAAAAUGGUGACAGCGCUGGACCAGAACUGGCACCCAGAGCACUUCUGUUGCGUGAAAUGUGGGAAGCCCUUCGGUGAUGAAGGCUUCCACGAGAAAGAGGGGCGCCCAUACUGCCGCGACGACUUCGCCGAGCUCUUCUCGGCACGGUGCCAGGCCUGCAGCGCCGCCAUCUUGGACAGCUACAUCUCUGCUCUUGGUGCCCUCUGGCACCCGCACUGCUUCGUCUGCCGGGAGUGCUACGCGCCCUUUGCGCAGGGCAGCUUCUUCGAGCACGGGGGCCGCCCCUACUGUGAGCGCCACUACCACCAGCGCCGCGGGUCGCUGUGCGGCGGGUGCGGGGGCCCCAUCGCCGGGCGCUGCGUCACCGCCAUGGCGCGGCGCUUCCACCCCGAGCACUUUGUCUGUGCCUUCUGCCUGCGCCCGCUGACCAAGGGCACCUUCCAGGAGCACGGCGCCAAGCCCUACUGCCAGCCCUGCUUCCUCAAGCUCUUUGGCUGAGGUCCUGCUCUCCUUGGCAGAGGCUGCGCCCACUGCCUGGGUAGAGGAUGCACCCACUUCCUGUUUGGGGACCCCUAUUUUUGGGUUGGGGGACUGACACCCACUUCCUGGGUGGGAGACACACCCACUUCCUGUUUGGCGACCCCUGUUUUUGGGUGGGGGUGGGCCCACACCUACUUUCUGUUUGGGACUUCCAAAAAUGCAGGUCCACAAGCAGGAAGUAGACCCCACUCACAUUUCCUGUUUGGGGACCCCCAUUUCCAGACUGGGGUGGAGCUACGCCCACUUCCUGGGUAGAAACUCUACCCACUUCCUGUUUAGGGACCAUCAUUUUUGGGUUGGGGUGGAGCCACACCCACUUCCUGAGUAGAGUGCCUGCCCACUUCCUGUUUAGGGACCCCCUUUUUGGGUUGGAGUGGAGCCACACCUACUUCCUGGGUAGGCCCCAUACCCACUUCCUGUUUGGAGACCCCCAUUUCCAGGUUGGUGAGGAGCCAUACCCACUUCCAGGGUAGAAGAUUCACCCACUUCCUGUUUGCUGACUCAUUUUUGGGUUGGGGUGGUGCCACACCCACUUCCUGAGUAGCGUCCCUGCCCACUUCCUGGUUGGGGACCUCCAUAUGCAGGUUGAGCCACACCUACUUUCUGGAUAAAGGCCACACUUGGGAAUCUCCAUUUUUGGGCUGGGGUAGAGCCACACCCACUUCCUGUUUAGGGACCUCCAUUUCCAGGUGGGGGUGGAGCCUCACCAACUUCCUGGUUAGAGGCCCUGCCUACUUCCUGUUUGGGGACCCUACCUCUGGGUUAGAGACGGAGCUCCACCCACUUCUGGGAAAAAGGCCCACCUACUUCCAGCGGGAAAGGCCCACCCCUGUCAGGGUUGGGGACCACACUUUGGGGUCAGGGGGCAAAGGCCCGCCUACUUCCAGGUUCAAAGACUUGGCCACAUCCAGGUUGAGGGCAAAGCUCCACCCCUUUCUAAGGUCAGAACCCCACUUCCGGGCUGGGGGCAGAGCCACACCCACUUCCUGCAUGGAAGCCCUGCCCAGUCCUCACCCGCAGCACAGCCACGCCCACCAGCCCAAUAGGUGUCCAGGUAAAUCCCACCCCCAAGCACAGCCACGCCCAUCACCUCAAGCAGGCUCCACCUGCUUCUAAGGGGGAGGGCAGAGCCACAUUGACUUCCUGGAUGGACCAAGCCCAACCCACUUCCUGGAAGCCAUGGCGCUCCGUCUCUACCCCUGCACAAUGAAGCCAUACUCAAGAAGCCACACCCACCUAGCGUAGGGGCGGGGCAAGAUUUCCAUCCCACCACAGCCACACCCACUAGGCCCCGCCCAAGCAGACCUAGGCCCACCCGGGGAUGCCAACUUGAUCCACUUUGCUGCCUCCACCCCACAGCUGGUCGCAUUGCGGCUGCCCGCACGGUAUGGGGGCGGGGCAGGAGCCCGGGGGGUUGUUUUACCCACCCAGCCUCUUAUUGCCCCCUGCCACUGGAGGGAGGGGGCUGGCGGGCAAAUCCGGGGGGCGGGGGCGGGUGGGUCCUCCAGCACUGCUGUAGGAUGAGCACAAAUAAAGCCAUGUACCCACCACCCUGCCCCGCCCAUGGCUGCUGUGUGCUCUGAUUUGGCCACGCCAGGCGCUGUAGGGCCCUCCAGGGUGUGAUUGGGUGGCAUCAGUUGCUGUA
Molecule: messenger RNA, 3993 nt
Organism: Alligator mississippiensis (American alligator)
Lineage: Eukaryota; Metazoa; Chordata; Crocodylia; Alligatoridae
Gene: TGFB1I1
Product: transforming growth factor beta 1 induced transcript 1
Exons: 10
Coding region: 354-2306 (650 amino acids)
Source: RefSeq, a predicted model, not a curated record